Papaver somniferum (opium poppy) is the source of this 825-nucleotide messenger RNA. RefSeq lists its product as uncharacterized. The coding region runs from base 1 to 825 and encodes 274 amino acids. Gene Ontology annotation, molecular function: nucleic acid binding; RNA-DNA hybrid ribonuclease activity. The transcript has a single exon. The record is from RefSeq and is a predicted model, not a curated record. Lineage: Eukaryota; Viridiplantae; Streptophyta; Magnoliopsida; Ranunculales; Papaveraceae.
AUGCAUCAUUUGUUUAUAGAUUGCCCUGUCUCUACUAGUAUUUGGAAUGCAAUAGAUAAUAACCUAAUCAGUACUUGCAGAAAUGGAGAUUUUCAAAUCUGGCUUGAGAAUCUGUUUAAAUCUAAUAAUUUCUUUGUGGCAGAUAUCCGGAAACAGGUAAGGUUAAUUGGCUACAUAUUGUGGCAUAUAGGGAGAUUACGAUACUCAGUAGUUUUUGACAAUGCACAAAUCAGAAUUAUUGAAUAUGUCAAUACUGUAAAACUGUUCAUAUCUGAAUGGGAGAAUUCUCUAAAUGUUACUCAAGUAGCUAAUCAGGUGGCUCAAGAACACAAAUGGAAUGCUCCAAAAGUGAAUGAUUUGAAAGUGAACUUUGAUGUUUCCUAUAUAGAUGAACACACACCUAUUGGAAUCGGACUAAUUAUGCGUGAUUCUGCAGGUCAAUUCAUGGGAGCCAAAGGGGAAUGUUCAAAGUCAAUAAAUGAAGAACAAGGUGAAGCAGUAGCAGCACUAGAAGCUAUCAAAUGGGCAAAGGAAAAUGUAGUUCUUAAUCUUCACCUAGAAGGAGACAAUAGAAAUGUAGUAUCAACGAUAAAUGCAGCCAUUGGAAGUAUCCAGUGGACAACAAAUAGUACAAUCCAGGAAUGUAGGCAUCUUUUAAAUUCCUUUUAUUUUUGGACUUGUUCCCAUGUCAAAAGGGAAGCUAAUGGAAUAGCAGAUGUAAUGACAAAAAAUGCCAGAAUUAAUGGUGGUUCAAUUUGGAACUCAAAUCCAGCUGAUUUCCUUCUAAACUAUAUUCAGAAGGAUCAAAACUGUAACCUGGUUUAA